Hydatigera taeniaeformis is the source of this 480-nucleotide messenger RNA. NCBI's taxonomy places the organism in Eukaryota, Metazoa, Platyhelminthes, Cestoda, Cyclophyllidea, Taeniidae. The record is from the annotation of a GenBank genome assembly.
AUGUCAACUACUACUAACAUUCACUAUUUCAGUUUCUUUUGGGAGCAGAAUGCCCUGGAACUACUUAUUCGCUACAUCGAGCGCCAUCAGGACCGCCUCAUCUGCAUUCAACUUCUUCAAACUCUAAACAUCCUCUUUGAGAACCUCACAAACAACCGUGCAAUCUAUUACCUUCUUUCACAAAACCACACCAAUGGUAUAAUUCUGCAUGAUUUUGACUUUACUGACGAGGAGAUAAUUGGCUACUAUAUUGCCUUCCUGAAAUCCCUCACUUUCCGUAUGAAUGAAGACACUAUUAACUUCUUCUACGACGAGGCUCAUUGGAGCUUUCCGGUCUACCAGAGGGCCUUACGGUUUUUUAACCACGCGGAGAAUAUGGUCCGUAUUGCUGUACGAACAAUAACGCUCAACAUUUUUAAGGGUGUGUUUUUACAUUCUUGUGCGCGAAUGCCGUCAGAUCAUAUCUGGGUUUUGCUCUAG